GGGGCGGCUGCGAGGCGCGGCCGGGCGCGCUGCCCCGCGGCACCAGGGGCGGCUUGCCCGCGUCCUCCUGCCCGGCAUGGGGGUCGGGCUCCGGGCGAGACCCCGCGGCCGGCGCUGACCGGAGCGGCACCUGCCGUUCUCCUGCCCCGCAGCCCCGCGGGGAGGAGGCUGGGCGGCGGCGGAGGAGACCGGCGCCCGCGGGCGGGCGGCGCGGGGCUCGGCGCGGCGGGCCGCGGCGCUUGGGGCUCGGGACCCGGAAGCAGAAGCGGGGGUCGGGAGGCGGCUGGAUGGGAAGGAGCGGCGGCGGCGGCGGGCGGCGAUGGGGGAGCAGCAGAGCUCGUUGAGCGCCCCGCCGGCGGCCGCCGCCGCCGCGCCGCCGAGCCCGACCGGGGGCCUGCGGGAGCCCGGCCCAGACGAGCCGCCUCUGCCGAGAGAGGCGGCCGCGGGCGGUGGGGCGGCCGGGCAGGGGCGAAUCGGAGAGCCGCCGCCGCCGUCCGCCGCCAGCUCCGAGCGGCGAGAGGCCGAAGAGGAGGAGGCGGAGGCGGCGGCCGGGCCGGAGCAGGCGGCGGGGGAACCGGCGGCCCUGGCGGAGGAGGGGCCGGGGCUGGAGGGGGGCAACGGCCGCCGCCGCCCCCCCCGGCGGCACGUGUACUGCACCGUCUACUGCGUGGAGAACGACCGGCCGGCGGCGGCCCCCGCCUCCCCCCGCGGCGGCCCCGGCCCCGGCGACGGCCCGGGCGUGGGGCAGCCCCCGUCGCGGCGCGGGGUGGCGGCGGGCGGCGACCCGCUGUCGGCGGGCGGCAGCAUCGAGGUGGUGGACUUGUACCUGCUGCCCGAGCCCUUCUCCGGGCUGAUCGCGGGGGAGUUUGGGCCGCUGCUGGUGCUGAGCUGCCGGGUGUGCCUGGAGGAGAAGCCCAUCAAGCCCCUGUCCUGCUGCAAGAAGGCGGUGUGCGAGGAGUGCCUCAAGCGGUACCUCAGCUCCCAGGUGCAGCUGGGACAAGCGGAUAUAAAAUGCCCGAUCACAGAGUGCAGCGAACACCUGGAUGAAACAACGGUCCUCUAUAACCUGCCCCACGACGACAUCAUCAAGUAUAAAUAUUUCCUGGAACUCAGCCGCAUUGACUCCAGCACCAAGCCAUGCCCUCAGUGCAAGCACUUUACAACCUUCCGGAGGAGAGGCCACAUUCCUACCCCUGCCAAAUUGGAGAACAAAUACAAAAUCCAGUGUCCAUCUUGCCAAUUUGUCUGGUGUUUCAAGUGCCACUCUCCCUGGCAUGAAGGUGUUAACUGCAAAGAAUACAAGAAGGGAGACAAGUUGUUGCGUCACUGGGCCAACGAAAUCGAACACGGGCAGAGGAAUGCCCAGAAGUGUCCAAAAUGCAAGAUCCACAUCCAGAGAACAGAAGGGUGUGACCACAUGACCUGUUCACAGUGUAACACUAAUUUCUGUUACCGUUGUGGGGAGAGAUACCGCCAGCUCCGGUUCUUCGGAGAUCACACCUCAAACCUCAGUAUCUUUGGAUGCAAAUACCGCUACCUCCCCGAGAGACCACAUUUAAGGAGAUUAGUGCGAGGCUCUGUCUGUGCUGGAAAACUACUCAUUACACCCCUAAUACUGGUUCUGGGACUGGCACUGGGAGCCAUAGCUGUUGUAAUAGGUUUAUUUGUGUUUCCUAUCUAUUGCCUUUGUAAAAAGCAGAGGAAAAGGUCACGGACAGGUAUGCCCUGGUAAGGAUGGACCUUACUCGCCUGAACUGAGCUGGUCCUUCAAGGGCUAUCCGCGCUUUGUGCAACAGAGCAAUACAGUGCUGGUAACAGCAUCAAAGCCACCGCCCUGGAAGAAGAAGGGGGGGGGAUCUCCUGCCAUCUUCCCUCAGCCGAAAACACUACUGCAGACCAGAAAGCCUCUUUGCUCUGGUGCACUCUGAACAAGAUGGGCCCCCUGACUGCUGCUUUUUAAAUGUUUUGGGGUUUGGUUUUUUUUUUAUUAUUAUUACUUUGGAGGGGUUUUUUUGAGUCUAAGUUUCUGAACUAGACAAUCAAAGUCUGUAUUGUAGCCAGAACUCUACUACCGAUUUGGCCUGUGAAGAAAGCAUUUAACUGCUAACAUGUGCUCCGUUUAACUUCAGCGUCGGCCUUUACGGGGGAAAUGCUUCGAAGUGUUUGGACUCUUACUGUAUACUGAGCAUACUACUUUUGGUAUUAAAAACUACUUCUGUAAAUAACUUCCAUCACACAGCAUUCUGUUCAGCAUACCAAAACCCCGUCACAUGCCAGAGAGCACGACAGCUGGUUAUCUUCUGAGUCCUCCUGCUAGUGGGCAAGAGUAUAGAUUGCCACCGCCAAACUGCAGUGCCUCAGAGGGAAAUAGCCUUAGUACUGAAGCUCCGUGAUACUUAGAGAUAUGCUGAUGGGUUUCACUUUAGUAUUUAAGUUAUGACAGUCUGUUAAUAUCGACUGGGGGGGGGGGUGACAGAUUUGUUAGAGAGUACAGCAUUUUAAAACUCUCCCAGUACAGAAAAAAUUCAAAGGGUUUAGAUAACAAAGAAGUGUCAGUGGCCUGUUCUGUCCCAAGAUGUCCCUGAAGUGUGAUGCAGAACGUACAAGGAAAUGUGUUUGCAGGGAAGUUGGAAACCUGCUUUUCUGUUCGGACUUGGCGUAUAAUACACAUGCUACACACUAGUUGUGUGAAGAUUGACUUGAUGAAAUUUUAUAACCUAAAAAGCACGUUUUGUUUGUUCGUUCAGCUAUAUAAGUCUUAGAGCAUCCGCUGAUGUCUCACGAGGAAAAUCUGUGGAUUUUGGGUAAGGGGAGGAGUCGUGAAUUCUUAUGAGACCAUUUCAUUCUUAUUCUCUGCUUCCAGUGUUUGUCCUCCUGAGAUGAUCUGAAGAGAAUAGCGAUCCUUGCUCUUUUUUCCUAACUUCAGAGUACCACUGUUUGCCACCAGACCUCUUUCUCAGCGCAUCGCCACAACAGCAAUGUAAUUCAGCGUUAGGAAUCAGCUACUGAGAAUUUUUUCACUUUUAGUUAUAAUCCAAAUUUAUCGUACAAAUAUAACUUAAAAGAAAAAAGAUAAUAAAAUAAAUUUGUGUAAGCAGAACACUGAAACAAUAAAGAAAGGAACUGAAUAAGAGAAAUAUCUACUUUAUACUUUAAAAAUACAAGCUGAUCUUAAAGAGAAGAAGAUUGAAUUUGUACUGUGAAGGUACUUUUUUUUUCCAGUACGUGUGUUUGAAGAUACAUAUGUGUGUGUAUAUAUAUAUAUAUAUGGGGAGAGGGGGAAGUAGGGAGAUGGGCAACGUCCUAGAGAGUCUACAGACUUCAGAAUUUAGGCCCACAAAUAGCAUAUGAUUUGAGAGGAUGUACUUUGCACCACGUUCUUUGAAAAUUGUUACUAAGUCUAAAUCUAGUUGUAAUUUUUAAGUAAAUAGUAUUCCACCCGUCAACGUAAUACUGUUGUUACAAGAUACUUUGCUUUGACUUCAAAACCUCAGUGGAAGAAACUGCUGAAUUUUGUUUACCUGGAAACAGAAAUAUCAACUUACCAUAGUUGGCUAGUAUGCUUAUUUUCUGUCAGCUUCUGGUUUUGUUUUCUUGGGGGUUUUUUUUCUUGUUGAAACAGUGUGUACAAGCACACCAUAGUAGUCAACAAGUACUUAAUAUUUCCAUUUGAAUUUAAGGGCAUGUUGGCCCUGUCGUCGUAACAGUAGAAAGAGUACCUUUCUAAGAUUUGCAAAUUAAGCAGGGAAACAAUGACAUUUAGAAGUAAAGUUCAAAGCCUAUUAUCAAUGCAAAUCCACCUGUUAAUUAGAUUUCUUCUGUGACACAUCAGUUUUCUAUUUGUGUUCUGUCAGAGGUUGGAAGCUGCCUUAAAAUCGGUCUAGUUUUUGAGUGUGUUUUCUGAGGCUGUACAUAUCAGUUGUCUUUUUGGCUUACUCAGGGAUUUUUAUUCCUUUCUUUAAAUGUCAAAUAAUGAAGAUAUUUUUGUAUUAUUUAGAAAAACCUUCAGACCUCAGAGAGAGCGAGCGAUCUGGGUUUGCAAUGCAGUCUGUAAUAUGGUGUCAAACUAUUCCACUUGAGAAUAUUUUAGUACUUGAGAUUAUCUGUAAUUAACUAUACAGUGGAUUAAUUUCCUUUCUUUUCCUGGUUCUUUCUAAAUAUGUGGGAUAUUCUUACAGUCUUUGUAGCUGUUUUCACUCUGCCAUGUUUGCCAUUUUCAGUUUCUGAUGGGAGUUCAGUAAGAUCUGAAAUUAAGGUGCUAGAAUAAAGAGCAUAAAAGGGAAGAUAAUAGAUCUGCACUUAUUUAUAUUCAGAAAGCAUGUCAUUGUGGGUGGAGGAAAGGAACACACAUCUCAACUCCGACACUAUCAUUUCAUCUAGGCCAUUUUGGUUAUAUCGGAACAGAUUAAAUCAAAGGGAAAUGGUUCUUCAUUUUCUACACAUAGCAAAACAAGGCAUCUUUGACCUUGUAAAGACAAGUGAGUCUAAUCUUGCUUUCUCUGUAAGGGGGGGAAAAAAAGGGAAUGACAAUAAUACUUGCUUUUGCUUUUCUGUAGAACAGGAAAAAUUUUCAAGAGCCAGGCAGAGUAGGGGUAUGGAAGUCUUUUUCCAUCCAUAUAAAAAUAUUCCCACUUGAAUACAGUUUUUCAUCAAUAUUAUGUAACAUAACCAACUGAAAUAUGAAAAGAAGUUUGGUACAAAACUUCAUUCAAUGAAAUGUUAGCUUUUAAACAGCUCUUCUCAUAUCAUAGGAAAUCUUACAUACAUCGAAGUCAUUUGUUUUACAAGAGUUAAUUUAUCAGUUUGAAAGAAGUGGAAUGAACUUUGUUUUAAGGAAAUUCAAGGUUGUUUUUCUUUCAUUAUGUAAAUGUGUUUUGUUUUUUGUAACUGUGUUCUAAAGAACCAUCAGACGGUUCUAGUCCAUCUUUAUUACCAGAAGACUUCAUCAGGCAGCUGAAUUAACCUGCUAAGGCAGAUUUCAUGCUACUGUAUGCUGAUUAUCAGGAUUGCUUUCACCACAUUUAAUAUUUAAGAUUAUUUAUCCUCGUGCAAAGCUGUUCCUUAGCGAUACCUGUAUUCAGACUAGGAAAUGCUUAAAUCCAUUCUACGUUAGCUUUCUAUUUCCGGCUUGCCUGGCAGUGGAUUUGCCCAGGCGCUCAGGUCUCCUUGCAGGCACCCUCCCAGCAGCGCUGCGCUGUGUGUGCCCCGUCCUGCGCCCGCUGGGGAGGCCCGGGGAGCUGCUUUCCCUUUCUCCACUAAGAGUAAUUAGUUGUAUUUCAUUAAUUGGGUCAAGUUUCAGGGCUGCUCAAGCAUGUGAGUGGCAGGAUGAGUCUGCUUUCAGAGCAUCGUUAGGUGUAUUUGCAGAGCUUAUCCAGGAGCUUCAACUGGAAAAUAGUUGUGCUUUUCCUUGUGUCAAUCUAUUAGCCAGUGAGAAGAAGAAACCAAGUAAGAAUAUAAGCAAGAUACAAUUCUGAGUAGCCUUAGCUGUAGUUGACCCAUCGGUUUUAGUUCCAUACAAAUAAAUCUGCUACUCUUCAGUUCUCACCUCCUCUAUAACAAACAGCAUAUUCAUAUCUUUCAGAUGUCAUUAAAAUACAGUGCACUUUGAGUGAUCUGUUAUCUUCCUUUGGGGCAGUGCGAAUGUGUAAGGAAGGAAGGAUUUUGAUUGUACUAAUGCUGACUUCAUAACUCUUCCUGGUAUGUUAGGGUUUGGGUUUUUUUUAUUUACAUCUGUUUAUUGGUUCUGAAGUUUGAUCAACGUGAAGUUUUGCUUUAUUAAAAAUAUUAAUUUGCAGGGACUAUUGCCAAUUUGACUAGAAGAUGUUUUGGAUCACUAUCAGGUAUUCUUUUUAGCCAAGGGGCUUUCUGCUUUUCCAAAGACUGACGUAGCUCGUGAGAUGUUAAAUGGUCUGUAGGUAGGGCAGUAAUUCUGUCAGAGGAUACAAAUUUUCUCCAGUGAUAGAAUGGUUUCUCCUGCUGGUUAGGUCUGACAAACUGUUUCAUAUUCAAUGGCCAUAUAGUUUGACAUCUACUCUUGAGUUUUUCAAAAUUUAGUUGUGGGGUUUCAUUUCUUGAGCAAGGCUUGCAUCAUUCAUAAUGCUUGGUAUUAUAAUUGGGUAGGUCCAAGUUGUGGAUCAGAACCAUGGAUUACUGUUACUCUUACAAUAUAUAUUAGAUCUCUGAUUUUGCUGAUGGAAAGAAUCCUACCUGAGGAAAUUAUGGCAGAGAUAAUCUCUUAAUUUAAUUUUGCAGCAUUAUAGUUGCAGUGGGCCAGCUCCAUUCCUGACAUCAGCCAUAGCCCCAUUAAACCAGAGAAGUUGUACCCAUUUUUAUGCCAACAUGGAGUUUGGCCCCAGGUACUUUGAUAAAUAUAUGUGGAAGCGUGUUGAGAGCCAUUGUGCAGCAACUUGAAAAUCUGGUUCGCUUCUGAAGAAGUGCAAACUACUAUGGAGCUGGUCCUCUCACUCGCAGGGUGAUCCUGGUGCUGUUUAAUGAGUCCAGGAGAGGCCGGGGAGUAGGGAAGAAUAUCCAAACAACAUUCUUAUUAGAGCAAAUUGUCAGGGGAAGGAAUACUAGUUUUGAAUAUAAUAAAGAGACCACCUCAGUGCUUUGAGUCACCAAUAAAGUUAGAAAGAACAUCCUUAGGCAGUGUUAAAUAACGUAUCUUAAAAUUCUGCUUUCUUCAGUGUAACAGUGUAGCACAGUGUAAGAAUGGGAAUUACAGCUGUUCAAUAUUUUCUGGACUUACAUAAACUUGAAAAAGAGGGCACACGGUAUUUAAAAAGUUAUGUUGCUGAUACAUUUGGUGGCUUGUCUUGCUACUGUUACGUAAAGACCAGCUGAGCCUUGAUUCAACUGCAGGACAAGCAGUCUUUUCAUUUAAGUACUGCUCAAGCUAUAACACAACAUCCCCAAAUUUCUUUCUUAAUAAAAGUAACAAGUGCAGCUUGUUGCAGUUACACAGGACUGUCCCUUCCUGGCUGGUUCUUCCUUAUCAUUCUGUGCAGAAGGGCUCAGGAUCUAUACGUUCCCUCUCCAUUGCUUAUAUUAGACAAUUAAUCACUGAUGCUCCUCUGAGCCUGAUGGUGAAAUACCAUAAGGUAGGGAAAUGAAAACUGAUCUUCAGGUACAUGCUCUGAUUUCAAAGGUAAAAAUGUGUAAUAAGCUUUAAUUAUUUACUCCCUAGUAAAAAAGAAACACACAAAUUUCUCAGCAUAAUUCCAGCUGUUUAUUUCCAAAUAUAUGUUCUUUUUAAAAAAAGGAGUAGUUAUAAUAGCAAUUAUUUUAUUAAAAAAAAGGUGUAUUGUGCAAAAGAAAGCCUUUUUGGAGCUUGUUUGGUUUAUCAAAACUUGAAAAAUUAGUCUGAAGUGUUUUGGAUGGAUCAGAGUCAGAAGAGAAAUUUAUUGUGUAAAAAUAUUUUAUAUUUUUACAAUAAGCAUGGAUAUUGCACAUACCUGCUUAAACACGGUUGCACGGUAACCCCAUUCAGUGUUUAUCUUGUUGAAAACUUGUCAGAAUGAAAACAGUAUUGUUGAAAUUUUAACCUGCUGUCACUGAGCAUCAUGCUACUAAUACGAUGCCACAUUUACCUCUUUUAGGAGGAAAACCUACUUACAGAAUCCAACCAAGCUGUUCGGAUAUUUUAAACCUGUCCUAUAAAAGUGCUGAUGCAGGCAAGAAACACUUUCAUGCCUUAUGCAAGUUCUGGGUAAGCAGAUGGAUUCAGUCUUUAGUCAUGGAUGAUCUCUUUGUAUAAAAAUGCACUCUUAAGAGUUCUUCAUAUCACAUUUGCAUUCUGCUGCUUCGUGUCCAGAAAUUGCAAGGACAGGGGUAGAUUUACAUUUCACUAUGUUUACGAUCUUAUAAUAAAAUGUUUACCAUAUUUCCAUUUGUUAUACACUUUAUUUCUUCUUUUCCUUCCACAUUUCAUAAUUUCAAAAUGACUUGUGAAAAUGACUGAAGAUGAAAUUGGACCUAGAAAAUGUGAUCUCAUAAGAAGUCAUUUCAGUAAUGCUUUGCUGAGCUACACCAGCAAAAGAUUAAUUCUGUUGUAUUUAAAUUACUUAAAUGCAAAAUGCUGAAAUCUGUUUUUUCUUCAGGGCUUUUAAUUUUGCAUUUUUUUAAAUAUGAUUAAACAGCACAGUCUUCGUUACGUAACUAACCAUCCGAGUCCAGAUAACUUUUUAAGGUAUUUGUUAAUUCUUUAGACUAUGGCAGAGAUGAGGAUAAUAGGUGCUUUGAAAAAGAAAACGUGAUCUCUGUUUCUGAGGAGGUUGUCCAAGCUGAACUUUAUUUUAAUUCCAUGACAGUUCAGUGAGAAAUCUUCCCCUGACCCCAUUUCUUUUCUUUUACAUAUUUUAAGGUAAAGAAUUCCUUUUAAAAUAGGGUUAAUUUGAGUGGCAGGAGGUGAGGGUAGUGAGAUGACAGAUCACAUCCUUUUUAGUAUACAGGCUUUUGGCACAACUAAAGUGCUGGCCAAAACACUGUGGAUUCAUUAAAAAAGCAAUUUCUAACUCCACGUUGGAGCUAUAUUCAAACUAGAUGCAUCAGUGAUUAGAACUUUCUGUAGUAUAUUUGGUGACUAAGAAGUUAUAAAAACUGGAGGUAGGCAAUACCAGUGUAAUCAAUGCUUGAAUUCCGGUAUUCAGUGUGUUUUGUAUUAUGAGAAAUUUUAAAUGUGUAAGUGCCUUAUUGCUUGAAACAAAUGAAAGGUGUUCAUUCUCCUCCAUAGAGCAAUAUGGGGAUUUCUGUUACGUGGACUCCUACAGACAGACAUGUUAAGCCAAAGUAACCAAUACCGGUUUGCUCAGAAAGUUGAAAAAUGUUACGUUAGUGAAGAAGUUAUGUUUUUGCAAAUUAUAAAAAUAAUCUGGCAUGCCUAUUUUAAUUCUGAUGAUCCCAUUUCUGAGGGUUUGGGUUUUUUUUUAACUAGCUGUUCACUCCUCUUCCCAUCUUUUCUUUCAGUCUUCUGCAGAAAUGUAUCUUAUAUGUGUUGUCAGAAUGGGUUUGGUCUUCCAGCAUAACCACCUAGGAGUUUGAAACCACUUAAAGCAAUGCAACUUUUUGGAGAAGAGAAUUCAGCUGAAGUUAGGUUAGACGCCAGCCAGUGGUGUGUGUACCCUCGAACUCCAGGGCUCAAAUGGGCCCUGUUGGCACUAAUGCGUGAAGACGGAAGCCCUGAGGACCGUGGUGCACAGAGGUGCGCUCUAGCUAGGUUGGGACUUAGAGCAGUUUAACAGCAUUUCAGUGCAAUCCAACUUGAACUAACAUAUCUUAUUAAUAUCAAUUGGUAAUUCCUCGGGGGGGGGGCCGUCAAACAAGCUUGGUGGAGCAGCUCUGGGAUCUCUGCCCAGCCCUUCAUUGCAUGGUCAGAGGUAUGAUCUGAAAAACUAGUAUUCAUUUUACGCUCUUCAGAUAGCUUCAAAAUGGAUACUGUAGGGUUUAUUUCUUUUUCUGGGAUUACUUCCUUUCCCAGAAGACAGCAGAAAUCUUACCUUUUCUGAAAUAGAUUUUCCGAAGGACCUGUUUUUUCUUACUAAUAUUGCUCCCACUUUUGUCCAUCUAUUGAAAGUCAGGUGCCAAAAAUAAGCUACUUGUCUAAAAUUAUCUUGAAUUAGAUGAACUUCUGUUAGAAACGAUCUUUAAAAAAAUACUGAAGUUAUAUAAAGUUAUAUAUAAAAAUAUUGAAGUUAUAUAUUUCCAGAACUGUAGGAAAGGCUUCCUCUCUGCCCCCCGCCCCGAGUUCUUAAUUAGUAAUAACUGUCACUUGCAGCGUUAUUUUUUUUCAUGAAGCAUCACACAUGAGUGUUUAAUCAGGAUUCAGCUUGCAUGCCUGAAGUUUUUAGUGAUAGGGAAUUUGAUUUAGAGACAUACUGCAAUAAAUUAUAAGAGAAUUAUCCCUCUUACAGAUAUCUUAAUAUCUUCUAUUUCAGUAUUACCUCCAGUUUUUAGGCGUUUACUAAGUCAUUCUAUAACCCAUUGAAUAGGAGGCACCAUAUAUCAAAAUACUUCUUCAAUCUUAGGAGUUACUGUUUAUUUUUAAAAGUUACUUCCUUAAAUGACAUUUUUUUUCUCCUACAACCAGCAGGCGCACAACCAAAAUGCUGAUAAGGCUUUUCCAUUAUCUUUCUCUUGCGUUUAGCUGAUAACUAUUUUUUUGUUGUUGUUGUUGCUGCAUAGUUUUGCAACAAUGGUCUUCAUGCUGUAAUAACUUGACAAAAAUAUUUGUUAGUCUUGGGCAAUAUUUUACAAAGAAUCCAUCUUCAAGUUGGUAUUUUAAAUGUAUACCAGUAAUCACCGUUGAGUGCUACCUUUGUGGCUGCUUUAGUUUGUGUCGAUGUUUUGUAAGGAUUAUUUCUUGCUACCCUCUUCAGAGUGCCUUUUAAUUUAGGAGGCCUAGAGACGGUUCACUGAAGUUUUCUGUUGAAUCUAUCAUAGUAAUACCUGAUUAUUUUUUUUUAACCUUGUCCUGAUGAAUGUAAAACUAAAAUCAUGUUCUUUAAAAAGCUAUAAUAGACACAGGUUAUAUAUGCACAUGUACAUGCAUGGAUACAAGGGAAGGUGUUCUGCCAAUGUUUGUCCUGCUGGACAGGACCUUUUGAAAGUAAGUGAAUUUUUUAACAGUUUUAUUUUCAAAAUGUUACCUCACUAGUAUUCAGUAGUAGGUAUGUCUCUGUACUGCUUCACUUUGCUAAAUACAAUCACAUUCAUGGUAGGCAGUUUAAUUUAAAAGACUUUGCGAUGAAUCUGGUGUCUGUAUUGAGAGUGAAGUUCGUAAGUCAAAACUUACGGUAUUUCGUUUCCUUUAAAGGCAUUCCUUUCACUUAACACUGAUAUCCCAAGCCCCUGUUAACCAACAGACUGAAAAAGUGCUUCCCCAUGACGAAAUGGAAGAAUGUAAAGUAGCGUUUGAAUGCACUCCACCUGUCUUAGAAUCAAUAUGCAGAAAUAGGGGGAUGUUGUGGAUUUAAUGAAUUGUGGGAUUCGUUCACUUGCACACAAGGGGUUUUACAAUGUCAUCUAGUAACGUCUACCUAAUAAAGUUUUGAAAAAGAAAAAGAAAAC
Chroicocephalus ridibundus (black-headed gull) is the source of this 11064-nucleotide messenger RNA. RefSeq names its product ring finger protein 217 (gene RNF217). Gene Ontology annotation, molecular function: ubiquitin protein ligase activity; ubiquitin conjugating enzyme binding; zinc ion binding. Gene Ontology annotation, biological process: positive regulation of proteasomal ubiquitin-dependent protein catabolic process; ubiquitin-dependent protein catabolic process; protein polyubiquitination. Lineage: Eukaryota; Metazoa; Chordata; Aves; Charadriiformes; Laridae. The record is from RefSeq and is a predicted model, not a curated record. The transcript has 6 exons. The coding region runs from base 320 to 1732 and encodes 470 amino acids. Gene Ontology annotation, cellular component: ubiquitin ligase complex; cytoplasm.